AUGGAAAAGGAGAUCGCAGAUCUCCGCCGCCGCCUGGGACCAAAUUCGGAUCAUGAGCAAGGCGUAGAGCCUCAUGGAUCCCAUGCAGGCGAUGACAUAUCUCAUUGUUCAGAGGAUGUCUUUGCUAGGCGUGACUCGGCCGCGAUUGAUCAAUCCCGACCUGUUUCGGUGCCGGUUGAAGCCCACUCAUCUAUAGCAACUCCUUUAACUAUGAAAAGGGAUGGUUCUAUUAUAUCACAGGAUGAGGGCCAGUGGAGACUGGAAGAUAUCUGUCUUUCUAGAGCCCGAGUUCUUCGACUAUAUGAACAAUAUUUUACUUAUUAUCACCCCUUUCUUCCUCUUUUGAACCCACCCAAGCCUCCAGAGGUGUAUCUCAACCGAUGCCCUCUUUUGGCGUGGACUAUGAUCUGUGUUGCGAGUCGACGGUCUCAAUAUGAGCCUGGGCUCUUGAGCGCACUGUCCGGACCCUUUAGCAGACUGCUUUGGUCAACCAUUACCAGUGUCCCGCAAGACUACCGGGUGGUCAAGGCCCUUUGUGUUCUGUGUACAUGGCCUCUUCCAACUACAAGCCAGCGCACUGAUGCAACCUUCAUGCUGAGUGGCUUGAUGAUGCAGAUUGCUAUGCAGCUUGGACUACAUCGUCCGGUUCAAGCGGAAGAGUUCACAACAUUCCGCAUGGAAGUGCAAGGCGAAGCUUUAAAGGAUCGACUACAUACAUGGGUCAUUUGCAACAUCGUGGCUCAAAAUGUUGCGACUGGUUAUGGCCAGCCACCGAGCACAAUAUACGACUGGGCCCUUGAGCCUGCCUCUUUGAGGGAUGCCGACUACCGGCUUCCCGAUGACCUGGCCAUUCGGUUACGCAUCGAAAAAUUCUGCGACCGGGUGACCAAGGCAUUAUACAGUAGUAAACCGGAGCCUGCGGACUUUAUCAGUGCCGACAAGCUCGUGGUUGUGCAGGUUUUGGAAAGUGAACUCCGAGACAUGGAUGUCGAAUUUGACGGAAAAAUUUCCGCCAUCAACACGAUCCAUCUCCGUGCUGCAGAAUUGCACUUCCGAUAUUUCAUGUUUUUGGGGUCUACUGCACGAAGCGACGAUCUGAUCAAACUUUUCCUUGCAACAACCUCUUUCCUUGGCCGAGUACUUGAUCUCGAAACCUCGCCAGGUGAAUUGAUCGGUCACUCCACCAACUAUAUUCUUCAAAUGAUUGUAUCGGCCGCUUUCGCUCUCAUGAAGUUGCUGAAGAGCAGCUUCAGCCGACACCUCGAUUUCAACCAUGGCAAGCUACUGUUCAACGGUGCGAUCUCAGCAAUUCGCCGAAUUAGUGUCAUGGAUCAUGAUCGUCCUAUCCGUCUUGCAGACAUCCUUGCUCAGAUGUGGAAUGCUACGAGCCUAGAGCCCGCCGAAGAAGAUGCUCUACAACUCAAAGUCCGCUGCCGCAUGAGCAUGAGCCAUGUGUAUGAUACAGUUUGGCGCUGGCGACAACGGUUCCGACCGGUCAAAAGCCUCGAGGAAAUGCAAGCCGCUGCCAUAGCAGCGAACCAAGAUAUACUAGGUCCGACAGGACACAUGACGCGGCAACAGCAGGAUAGUUCUCUAGAGGACCAAUCCUUGAUGAUGCCCGCUCAGUUUGAUGAAGGCGGGGCAUUUUUCAGCGAAUCUGGGUUCUCGGAAGUCUUUGAUUCCCUCAAUUGGGUCUUUGAUGGCAUUCCCGACUCUUUCGUCGCACCUCCGUUUAAGACUCUUUCCAUGUCGGAUCAAGCCCUACACGAAUCCGCGGCCCUACAGCUCUCCGAUGUGCCUCCGAGUCCCGGUCGCUCAUCCCCUAACGGGGAGACCCAGCCGGGCCACGAAGCCAUCUCAGACGAGUUGAAAGCCCGCUUAGACAAAGUUAUCUACUCCGAUAUCGGCAUAACCACCCUCUUGACUCGGUUGAAGCAAAGCGUGGCCUCAGCCAAGGAUUUCUCAACCUUCCUGAAAAAGCGAGGGACCCUCGAAGAAGAGCACGCCCAAGGCCUGAGAAAACUGUCCCGCGUGAUCAACGAUGCGUCGCAACGCCCCGAGAACCGACAAGGAACGUACAGUUCUAGCUACAAGGACAUCCACCGAAUUCAGGAGCGCAUGGUCGAUCAUGGCCUCCAAUUUGCUGUCUCUCUCCACGAGAUGUCCGAUGGCCUGCACGAGCUUGCCGCCAACAUCGAGCGCGGCCGCAAGCAAUGGAAACAGACAGGUUUAGCUGCGGAGAAGAGGGUCGCCGAUGCAGAAUCGCUGGCGGAGAAGGCAAAGGCCAAGUAUGAGUCGUUGGCAGAGCAGUAUGACCGUGUUCGCACGGGAGACAAGCAUGGUGGAAAGUUCGGCCUUAAGGGUCACAAAUCUGCGGCGCAGCACGAGGAGGAGUUGCUGCGCAAGGUCCAGAAUGCGGAUAGCGAUUAUGGGUCCAAGGUCCAGGCUGCUCAAGCAGCGCGCCAGGAGCUAGUAUCUACACACCGACCUCAGGCUGUACACAAUCUUCAGCAGUUGAUCGCUGAGUGUGAUUCGGGUUUGACGCUGCAACAGCAGAAGUUCGCUACUUUCAACGAGAAACUACUCCUGGGUCAAGGUCUCUGCGUUAGCCCUUUGAAGACCGAUGGGAAUAACGGACCAUUAGCACCUAAGAGUCUUGCCGAUGUUAUUCGCCAAGUCGAUAACCAGAGAGAUCUCCACGAGUUCAUUUUGAGCCAUGAAGGAAACCCGGGAGCCGUGGCUUCAGAACAGGUCAAAUAUGAGCGCCACCCUACACUCGGUGGUGCUGGGGCUAUUUCUUCUUCUGCCUCUGCCUCUGCUCCUGCUGCGGCACCUUCUCAAACAAGCACUCAAAAUAAGCGCGUGUCAAUCAUGCCGCAGACAUUCACUUCGAAUAAUACUUCUUCGCCGGCGCUUCAGCCACUGCAUAGCGGUGACCGAUUGCCGCAGUCACCUUAUCCUCCGGAGAAGACCUUCACUCCGCCCCCAGCUGGCACACCUCCAUAUCCAGUCUCAGGGCCGCAUGCUCCGGAACCUGCUCCUCAAAUUCAGGUGCCAAUGGCAGGACCUCCUCCAAUGGACAGGAAUUUCCAAUCGAAUCUUCCUCCGUUGAAGCCAGUGUUCGGUGUUUCGCUGAACGACCUGUACGCCCGGGAUGGAACAGCAGUUCCGUUCAUUGUGUACCAGUGCUUCCAAGCAGUUGAGCUGUUCGGUCUGGAUAUGGAGGGCAUCUAUCGACUUUCCGGUAGUGCCAAUCAUAUCAGCCAUAUGAAAGCUGUGUUUGACAAUGACUCCUCGCAAGUCGACUUCACAAACCCGGAGAACUUCUACCAUGAUGUCAACAGUGUGGCAGGACUUGUGAAGCAAUUCUUCAGGGACCUCCCCGACCCUCUGUUCACUACUCAGCUCUACCAACAGUUUGUUGACGCCGCUCGCCUCGACGAUGACAUCCAACGUCGAGACUCGAUGCACGCCCUUAUUAACAGUCUGCCCGAUGCCCACUAUGCUACUCUCCGAGCCAUUAUUCUGCAUCUCAACAAGAUCCAAGAGCACUAUACCCAGAACCGCAUGAACGCGGGCAAUUUAGCUAUUUGCUUCGGACCAACCCUCAUGGGCGCCAAUACCGGUGGCAAUAUUGCCGAUGCUGGGUGGCAGGUCCGUGUCGUCGAGACAAUCCUGAAUAACACAUUCCAGAUCUUCGACGAUGACUGA
This is a messenger RNA of Penicillium griseofulvum, 3711 nucleotides long. It is a transcript of the gene rgd1, whose product is annotated as putative Rho GTPase activator (Rgd1). Gene Ontology annotation, molecular function: zinc ion binding; DNA binding. The record is from RefSeq and is a predicted model, not a curated record. Gene Ontology annotation, cellular component: cytoplasm. The transcript has 14 exons. Bases 1 to 3711 code for a protein of 1236 amino acids. Gene Ontology annotation, biological process: regulation of GTPase activity; DNA-templated transcription; signal transduction. NCBI's taxonomy places the organism in Eukaryota, Fungi, Ascomycota, Eurotiomycetes, Eurotiales, Aspergillaceae.